CUAGAUCUUAAACACAAAAUUUUAAAAACAAAACCAAACAAACAACAACCUUAAAGAUCAUAUUUUUGGAGAAGCUUUGGUUUGGUCUGAAAAAAAAUGGCACUAGCUAUCAACGUUUCUUCUUCUUCAUCUUCUUCUGUGAUCUCAGCCUCUAGCUUCCCUUCUUCUGAGCUCAAAGCACCUCAAAUUGGUUCGUUGAGGUUAUUGGAUCGUAUCAAUGUCUCUGCGGCGUCUCUGAGUCUGUCUGGGAAGCGAUCAUCCGUGAAAGCUCUAAACGUGCAAUCAAUUACAAAGGAAUCCAUGGUUGCUUCUGAGAAGCUAGAUGUGGUGGAAGUUGAAGACUUUGAGGAACUAGCAAAGAGGCUAGAGAAGGCUUCUCCUCUUGAAAUUAUGGAUAAAGCUCUUGAGAAGUUUGGGAAUGACAUUGCUAUUGCCUUUAGUGGAGCUGAAGAUGUAGCUCUCAUUGAGUAUGCUCAUUUAACUGGAAGACCUUAUAGGGUAUUCAGUUUGGAUACAGGGAGAUUGAAUCCUGAAACAUACAGACUCUUCGAUACCGUGGAGAAACAUUACGGUAUUAGGAUUGAGUAUAUGUUUCCUGAUGCUGUUGAGGUUCAAGCUUUGGUUAGGAACAAGGGUUUGUUCUCUUUCUAUGAAGAUGGUCACCAAGAGUGCUGCCGUAUUAGAAAGGUGAGACCUUUGAGGCGUGCUUUGAAGGGUUUACGCGCUUGGAUCACUGGUCAGAGGAAAGAUCAAUCACCUGGAACAAGAUCAGAGAUUCCUGUUGUUCAAGUUGAUCCUGUGUUUGAAGGAUUAGAUGGUGGAGCUGGUAGUUUGGUGAAGUGGAACCCUGUUGCGAAUGUUGAAGGGAAUGAUGUUUGGAAUUUCUUGAGGACCAUGGAUGUUCCUGUGAACACACUUCACGCAGCAGGUUAUGUUUCGAUCGGGUGUGAGCCUUGCACGAGAGCUGUUUUGCCUGGUCAGCAUGAGAGAGAAGGGAGAUGGUGGUGGGAAGAUGCUAAGGCUAAAGAGUGUGGACUUCACAAAGGGAAUAUCAAGGAGAAUACUAAUGGAAACGCAACUGCUAACGUCAAUGGGAAAUCCACAGUUGCGGAUAUCUUCAAUAGCGAGAAUGUUGUGAACUUGAGUAGGCAAGGGAUUGAGAAUUUGAUGAAGUUGGAGAACAGGAAUGAGGCUUGGAUCGUUGUGCUUUACGCUCCGUGGUGCCCGUUUUGUCAGGCAAUGGAAGCUUCAUUCGAUGAAUUGGCGGAUAAGUUGAACGGUAAUGGCGUGAAGGUUGCAAAGUUUAGAGCUGAUGGUGAUCAGAAGGAAUUUGCCAAAAGUGAGUUGCAGCUUGGAAGCUUUCCGACAAUACUUGUGUUCCCAAAGAACUCUUCAAGACCUAUCAAGUAUCCAUCAGAGAAGAGAGAUGUUGAUUCUUUGACAUCGUUCUUGAAUCUUGUCCGGUAAAACCCUCAAACAACAUCCGCCGACUUUACAAUGAGAGAUCAAUAAAAAAAACUUUCAGUCUCGUUCCAGAAUGCUAGAACAGAUGAAGGUAGUGAUGAGAAUCUCUAUUGAAUCUUUUGCUUUUUGUAUAGCUGUGUGUUAAAACAAUCACAUCAAGGUUUUUGCCUUUUUGUGUUUAUCAGUUUUCAGUGUAUAACUCUUUUUGCCUUUGUAAUGAUAUUGAACAAGUUUUCCAAGGUCGAUUA
Molecule: messenger RNA, 1712 nt
Organism: Camelina sativa (false flax)
Lineage: Eukaryota; Viridiplantae; Streptophyta; Magnoliopsida; Brassicales; Brassicaceae
Product: 5'-adenylylsulfate reductase 3, chloroplastic
Molecular function (GO): phosphoadenylyl-sulfate reductase (thioredoxin) activity
Source: RefSeq, a predicted model, not a curated record